GUGUGUGUCAUUAAAUAUAUUGGUGUGCAACUGUUUUGUUAGCUGUGCAAAUCAAUUAUAUUUUUUUUCAAAUCUCUGAUUCAGGAUAAAUUAAAAUUUCAGCUUCAGAAUUUAAGAUUUAGAUAUUAUAUUAUAUUAUAUUACUUAAAAACAACGCAUUAAAAUAAAAGUCUGUCGUUAAGGUGGCUAUAAAAUAUUUGACUUGAGUUUUGAUAUUUAUUUCACCGCGACUUUCAUCAAAUUAUUCAUUGGACUAUACCAUGUAUAUAGUUAUUACCUCGAACAGUUAAACUUGUGAGAUUCAGUACCAAAUGACCAACUGAAUUUCCAAAUACCCAAAUCAGAGUUAAUUUUCGUUCACCCAUGAAUUAGCACAAGCUGACUCCGGGUAAGCACAGAGAGUGGUAGCAAACAUCCUCUGACCACCAGUCAUUCCAUCUGACACCCUUUGGAUUUCUUUCUGCUAGAGAGAAACACGCAGCAGCCAAAGGAAACCAUGAAGCCAGAUCACCACGCCAAGAUGGCCGCCCAGAUGAAGGAGCGUCUGAAGGUAGAAGAGCUGGCCGAGAACAUCGACGAACUGGAAGAUGUCGUGGAGAAUGCCUUCCCUGUCCUGCUGGUCACUGUCCUUGUGUCCAUUUUCCUGCUGGCUAUCUUCCUUGUACGCAUGUACAUCAGAUACACUGUAGAGAACCCGAGCAAGAAUAGAAUGGAUGGGAAAACAGUUUUAAUUACUGGAGCCACUAGUGGUUUGGGGAAAGCCACAGCCAUCGAGCUGGCCAGGAAGAACGCAAGGGUUCUUAUCACUGGACGAGACAAAAUCAAGGUGGAAGCCGUGGCCAGGAACAUCAGAAAGAAGACGGGCAAUCAACAUGUCAAUGCUCUCGUCCUUGACCUUGCCAAUCUCAGAGGCAUCCGAGAAUUCUGUGAAGCCUUCUGCAAAGAUGAGAAGUACCUGCACGUGCUUAUCAACAACGCAGCUUACAUGGGCCCUAAAGCAGCGACAGACGACAAUUUGGAGAGAUGCUUUGGAGUCAAUUAUCUAGGUCACUUUUACCUGACCUACUUAUUGAGUGACAAGCUAAAGAAAAAUGCCCCUUCCCGAGUCAUCAACGUUGUGUCAGACUCCUACGCCAUCGGUCAGUUGGACUUUGACGACAUCGCCCUGAACAAAGGCUACGACGUGUUCAAAGCCUACGCCAGGUCCAAGUACGCCAUGAUGCUGUGGAACCUGGAACACCACAGGAGAACCUAUUCCAGCUGCAUCUGGACAUUCGCCGUUCACCCCGGUGCUUGUGCCACUGAGUUACUUAGAAAUUACCCAGGUCUCACUGGCAACCUCUUAAGAAUUGUAUCAAGAAUUAUGUUCAAGGCACCAGAAGAUGGCUGCCAGACCAUUGUAUACCUAGCUGUGGCAGACGGCCUUAGGGAAUUUUCUGGUAAGACAUUCGCCAACUGCAAAGUCAUCAAGACCCAGGACAGGAUCAAAGACAAAGAGGUAGCCAAAGAGCUCUGGAAUAUCAGCGCUCACCUGUGCGGAUUCGAACCCGACACCCCGUAUGAAGAGCAGGAGUCGACAGAGGCUAAAGAAACCACCACUCCAGAUUCACCAACCGCGGACAUUGCGGCAGCGGCAGCCGUUUCAGAGCCAAAGAAAGAUAAAUAAACUAUUUUGUUCAAGUCGGGAUCACCAAUGAAACAUUCUGCGAGCAAGAGUGAAAACCAAGAGACGAAUUUGUUCAUGUUUUACUUAGAACAGGAAAUAGUUUUCCUAGCCAGAAGUAAAAGCUUGAGUUGCCACUUUGACGUUUGUGAAUAUCAGAGAUUUUGAAAUAAAACUAAGAAAGUUUGUAGUUUAAAAGAAUAAUUUAUAACAGAACUGGAUAUAGGUGCAAUACGAAAAAAGUAAAGAACUUUUAAAGAAAUGUGUAACAAAAACAUACUUGAAAGCUUAACAACCAUUAUGAAAGAUAAUUGACCUGGCAUUUUAAAAGCAUUUUACAUUAGUAUAUUUGUAGAUAUAGGCUACUUUAGUAUUUUUCGAAAGCCUCUAGCUCUACAUUAAGAAUUUUACAAGAUUAAGCGCACACCAUAAAGGCCUGUGAAUUGUAUAAAACAUAUUCUCAAUACAUAUCAUAGUGUAGUUUCUUUCGAGCGUUAAGUAUCCCCAAGAAAUAUGCUUAUUUUUAGGCCUUUAAUCAUGUGACAAUGUUACUUGAGGUCUGACAAACCAAAGUUUAAGAAUUAUUUUUUGGGGGAUUAUGCUACAAAUGUUGGCCUAUUUUUCUUUUUCGCAAUUUUCAAUUUUAUGCUUUUAGUUUAGCAAUGUAAAUCGAAUGUUUAAGUUUGGCAAAGUAAAGCUAGCCAAAGAUUGUUUAAUGGGAUGUUGCCUUUGCCUAAGAAUGAUUGAUUGCAUGUGUUAGUGGAUUAUUACUUAGAACUAAAUAGCUCAUUUCAAUUGACUUUGUGCCAUAAAGUGUAGACCUCAACCCCUCCAAACCUUCAAAUGCAUACAUGUUUUGUUUAGGGAAUAUGUAUUGCGAUUUGAUACUUUUUAUAUCAAUUAAUACAUUCAUUAAUGACAUUAUCUAAUGUGAGUGUGUGUGAGUGUUGUAUCUUUUUAAAUACAGUAUUUCAUGAGAGAAUGACACGUGCGAAUAAUGAAACUUAUGUUUAAAACACUUCUACAAAGGAAACUUAUUUUAUUAUUCAGAUAUAGGUUAACAUCGAAAACAAACAAACAAAAAAAAAAGCCAUAUGCAUUUACUUUUAAUUUUCCAUGGUUAAUAAUGUCUGCUUGUGAUGUAUAACCAAUGCAAAUAGAACAACGAAAGACAACUCCAUAUCAAAGAAACUAUUGUUUCAGGUGUUAAAAGGAGCUGCCUCUGUAUUAUAUAUAAAUUUAUAUAUAUAUAUAUAUACAUAUUGAAUGGAUGAACCUUCGAAUCGUAUGAAGCUAAUGUGCCUUAAAAUUAUUAACAUCUUUACAUAUUUUUUUUUUACAAUUAUUUGAACUAUUGUCUUUCCAAAUUGCUUUUGCUGAAAUUAUGUGCUUGUUUUAUCAAUGAAAUGGUUGCCUUCAAUCAAUCUAUGCAAUAUGUUUAUAUAAUCGAUUCCAUACAUUCGGAAUCAUGGGAAGAUUUAAGGAAUACGUCUGUUGAAUUAAUUCUACGGUAGUCCGUAACAGCAAACUUAUGUCUGGAGUUUGUAAAGGGGGAAAAAAGUAUGAAAUUUUACGUAUGGUAAAAUCGUAUCGCUAAUUGUAAAAUAAUAAAAUAAAUAAUUAUCAUCGGCUAUUAAUUGUGUUGCUAACCAGUACUUUCCUUUCCACCCCAUUCAAUUAAAAAAAAGGUUAAGUUACAAGCAAGUGGUGUCGCUAGGGAGUGUGAUGGGUCACAGGGGAUGACACCAAAAUGGAUUUUUUUAAUAAGUUGAAUUGGUAGAAGCUAGAUACUGGAUCAAAGUUCAAAAUUUUAAUAUCUGUGAUUGUUUUUAUUGUGAAAAUUUAUUUAGAGAAGAGGUGGAUGUAUGUUGAGGUUAGACAACACUAGCGAAUCGCACCGGGCGACACCAACCUUAGCGACGCAUCUGCUACAAGCUCCACUCUGUUCUAACUCCCCCCACCCUCACAAACACUGGCAGAUAUACCAAUCCUCUUAAAAAAAAAAAAGAGAACAUCUUCUCCCAAGUGCACUGUUUGUUUAAUUUUUUAAAAAAUGUGUAUACAUUUGUAUCAUUAAAUUGUCAUGGACGUCUGCUAGUAGCCAUAUUUAUAAUUUGUAUUUAUUCUCUACUUUGUGUGUGUGUGUGCUACUAUAUUAGUUGUAGCUUACAUUAGUUGGUUUUAUAUCUUAUUUAUUUCAUUUUUUUAUUGCUAGUAAGACUUGAGUGUAUGAAAAAAAAAGUUUAUAAUUUUAAACAUAAAAAUAAAGAACUUUAUUUUUAAAAUGAAACAAU
This is a messenger RNA of Biomphalaria glabrata, 3957 nucleotides long. RefSeq names its product retinol dehydrogenase 12-like. The record is from RefSeq and is a predicted model, not a curated record. Lineage: Eukaryota; Metazoa; Mollusca; Gastropoda; Planorbidae. The coding region runs from base 497 to 1666 and encodes 389 amino acids. The transcript has 8 exons.